Antechinus flavipes (yellow-footed antechinus) is the source of this 4450-nucleotide messenger RNA. RefSeq lists its product as uncharacterized. Gene Ontology annotation, biological process: T cell activation. Gene Ontology annotation, cellular component: external side of plasma membrane. Bases 375 to 1220 code for a protein of 281 amino acids. The record is from RefSeq and is a predicted model, not a curated record. The transcript has 7 exons. NCBI's taxonomy places the organism in Eukaryota, Metazoa, Chordata, Mammalia, Dasyuromorphia, Dasyuridae.
AAACUGAGGCCAACACAACUUAAAUAAUUUGCCCAAGAUCACCUAGUUCCUAAGUAUCUGAGACUCUGUGCUCCAUUCCAUGCCUCUAACAACUGGGAUGGAGGUGGAGGGAGGAAAGGAGGAACGUCACGAGUAUGGCUACAGGGUGAAUGGCAAGAUGCCUGGCUAAGGACUGUUUGAUGACUGGAAUGUGAAACUAGGGGCCGACUGGAUACAAUUGUUUAGGAACACGUGCAGGAGGCUGGAAGUGACAUCCUGGCAGGCACCCAGUUGGAACCAGGAUAAAGGGCCUCCCUGUGAAAAACCUGAAACAUUUACUGAGGAGGGUUCCCGGAGCACAUAACCAAGAGCAAUAUUGGAUUUCAUGGUUAGAGAUGGAUCAUCUUUCUUUUGUUUCUCAGUCACAUAUCACAGGCAUCUGCAACUCAGAAGUGGUGACACCUCUGAACAUAAGCCAGGGACGUGAUGCCGUGUUCAGACUAGACCAAAACAUAGGAAAUGACGCCCAGGGAAUUAUGUGGAUCUUCCUAACCCAACAGCUGAUCCUCGCCAACAUCUCUGCAGGGGAGAGCAGUCCAGACCGGAUCAAUAACAGCAAACAGUACAAUGGGAGGCUGUCUCUCCUUCUUGAUAAAUCUCUAAGGUUAAGCAAUCUGACAACUGAAGACAGUGGAUGUUAUGAAGCUGACAUAAAAUCAUCCUUGGGAGGGAUAACUACUCAGAAGUUCAUUUUAACUGUUCUUGAGAAUGAGAGUACAGACCUUACCAUGGUUUUAUGGAUUAUGGCAGCCAUCCUAGGCCUUCUUUUCCUGAUAGCAUAUUUCAUCUGUCGAAAACGACAAGGUACUCAGAGAAGAGGUGAACUACAUACAGAGGAGAAUGGACGUUCCCAGAUGGCUUCUCCUCAGACCAAUGAAGAGAGUCUGAGGAUGCUUGAUGGAACAAUCAUACAACAGCAUGUAACAGGAAUGUGGAACGGACUUGGCACACAACAGGAAAACAGCAGAGAUCAGCACAGACAGGAGCUGGGUGAUGAAGAAGGGAAAGGCACAGAAUCUAUGGACCACAGGAGAACAGCACAGAACAGCAACCUGACAACAUCAGUCAAAAAUGUGGGAUCAUGUCAAACACCUUUCUAUAAUGUUCUGGUAGUUCUCCGGAGGUCUUGGAACCAGCCUUGGUCUCAGCGGAAUAAUCACCAUGAGAAUAUUCAGGGAUAAAAUCCAAGUCUUUAUUGUCUCCUUCACAGUCUGUCUCCUUUGCCUGAGGCUGGACUAACUUUCUGGAGGGCCCUCCAGAAUGGGUCUUGGUUUCAGUGGAGGAAUGCAGGAGGCAGGAGAGUGCCUGGAGCUGAGAAGAGUGGGGUCUCUUCUCAUCUCCCGGCACUCACAAAAGAAGCAUAAUAGCUGUAGUGAACUAUACAGAGGAGAACGGACCAGUGAAGGGAUGUACACACACACACACACAUACACAGAGAGAUCAUCCAAAACAAGAAUGAGACCUAUUAGAAACAGGCAGGAAGAAGAAUAUGAUCUUGACUUUUGGUCAUAGUUUAUUCCUUUGUCUUUUCCUUCUGUCACACAGUUGCAUAAAUUCGGGGCUUAAAAAAUUGAGAGUACCCUUACCUUGAGAGCCCUUGAUGGUUUUUUGUAAGAGUGUCCUCUAACAAGAUAGUGAUAAGAUACAUUCUAGCAAUCAGAAAUUGAGCAGCAGUCCCCAAGAAAUUCUCAUCCUAACAGAGACCUUUGAUAAAGACCUUGCCCUGGUGACCAGAAAUUAAAUAAGAAAACAGAAUUAAGUCAGAAGUAACUAUUUUUGAGAGCGAUUGACACCUGGGGGUCAAAAAAUCUCUUUCUAAGUAGGAAAUGCCCAUUCUAGUCAAGGCUAUGGAAAAAACAGAUAUAUUCCCCUUUAUUGGGGAAAGUCACUUAGAGUUUUUUCCUCCAGCAUCAUGAUUCAGUGUCAGAGGGCUCUCUUGCCUUUUAAAAGAGCUAUUAUGUGGUUAAAAAAAAGCUUUUGCAUUUUAAACUAAAAGUACAAUAAUGGCAGAAUCCUGUCCUCCUUCUAUAUGAAAGAGAGAGAAGCUUAGCUGAAGAAUCUGGCUUGAGUGUAGAGCUGAAGAAGCCUUAGAUCCCAAAGUAUAAGUUCUGAUAAAAAUGCAAAAAAUAGGGGCAGCUAGUUUGUGCAGUGAAUAGAGCACCGGCCCUGAAAUCAGGAAGACCUGAGUUCAAAUCUGACCUCACAAAUUUAACAUUGUCUAGCUGUGUGACCCUGGGCAAGUCAUUUAACCUCAAUUGCCUCAGCAAAAAAAAAAAAAAAAAAAAAAAGGCAACAAAAAUAAAAGGCUAUCUUGAGCAUAUUUGAGUUUAUUGUCCUUUGUUCUUGAAGAGAAACAAAAUGACAUAUCUAUUUUAGAAUCAACUUUCAAAGGAAAAUGCAUAUUUUGUGAUAAAUGGUUUGACAGAACAUAAACAAAUGUCAUUUAUAUAGAACUUUCUAUGAGUACAGUCUUGCCACUAUAACCAUAUAAGAUGCUGAAUGAAGUCUGCACACUGCAGGAGAGCAGCAAAAAGCACAGACAAACAUAGUCUGACAACAUUGAUCAAAGAUAUGGGAUCAUGUAAAACAUUUCCAUGUUAAUUGUUUUAUGGAAGAAAACUUGAAUGAAAUUUACCACCAAAUAAGAAAUGAUAUUAUGAAAUGAAAAAGUAUAGUUUUGAUGACAUCAAAUUAAAAAGGUUUUAUGUCCCAUCCACCGGGAUCUAGUUAUGGGGUGUCGAGGAAAAUGACUUAAGACCUGCAAGAGAAAUGAGCGAGAAGGAGGAGGGAGACAACAUUGCGGUGGAAAAGUCUCAUUUAUUAAAAGGAGGUGCUUAAUUAUAUAUGAUUUGACUACCUGCGUUAUCUGGGUGGGGGGUUGCAAUGUAAAGAGAAGAAUGUCAGACCACAGGUGUGGCUGACAUCAUGGGGCAUUGUCGUUAUCUAGUUACUGGGCGGAUAUGGCCAAUUUCCUGGGACACAUAUUAUCUUGUCUCAGGAAUUUAGGACGUAUUGUUUGUUCACAAUAAGGUUUUAGCUAACCGUAUCAGAGUUUACACACAGGUAGUGACAUUCUUCUUGGCUCUUUGUUUCCUGUCUCCAACAUCUCCCCCUUCCUUAUUAUAUGCACGAUGAAUUAUGGGUUGGUGGAGGGCCUGUCUUAGGCUAUGCGAGCUGACACCACCCCUACUAGGGGCAGGCUCACAAUAAUCCUGUCAUAGGAUAAUCCUGCAGCAUAAGGCCAGCAUAUAGCAGAUCACAGAGUCGCAAUAAUCCCGUCAUGGGCUCCUCCACAGCUUUAGGCCCACUUAACUAUCCUGACAGCAUUUACGAUACCAGGGGGUGUUGAGCUCGGCCUCUAAAUUGGCAAACUGCAGAGGCUCAAAAAGUGGAUUCUGCAUUUGUUCCAAUGACUCAGAAGUAUGGAGCCUUUGAUAGAACACGUGAGUACUCUUCUGAACGGCAGCAUCCACCUGGGACUUAACAAAACAGUUAACUUAGCAAAUAGUCAAGGUCCGAAAGAAAUAAUAAGAAGAAUAGCCACAAACAAUCCCAGAAGAGUAGGAAGAAGGGUUGUCAGCCAGGGGGAGGUUGAGAACCAGUUUUGAUACCAGGAUUAAUAAUCCCAAAACUGAGUCUGCCAGGGAAAUUUUAACAAAAUAAGGGAUUCUAAAACUAAAGCAUCCAAAUUCAAUCUGAACUAGUGAGAUAGGGGGUGGGGCAAAAAUGCUUAAGGCAAAGUGAAUAGGAGCUAGGCAUUCCCAUUCUUUUUGGUAUUUUGGAAAAAUAUAUACCAGUUUCCCCAAUGUUCUAUCUCUAUCUCCCCCCCCCUUUUUUUUUCUCAUGGAAAGGAAUUAUCAAAUGACCAUUCCCCAUAUAAAUUCCGAGAGUGAAUCAAAAUCCCUAUACAUAACAGACUAAUACAGUAGCAUUUCCUAAAAAGCCCUUAAACAUAGCAGCAAUAAUUACACAAUUUUUAACAAAUCCCAUCCCAAAUCUUAAACACACAGUAAUAGAUGUUCCAGGCAAGGUUUAACAAUUAGUCAUCAACCAUUCCCAAAGUCCCUUAUAUCAGUCCAAAGUACAGUCGAUGCAGGGUCCAGUCCAUGGUCUCAUUUAAAACUGCUGCUUCAGGCUGUGAAGUGAUAGGAGGCUCUCAUUCCUUGCAGAGUGGGUGUGUGCCGUGGUGACAAUCAAAGCUGAUCCAAGCUGAUCCCGGUUGCAGAAGCAAGCCAAUAUCUGUAAUUUGACCAAAAUCUAGAGCAAAAACACAAAUCUAGCAAAUAAAGAUUAGAUCAGUCUCAGAUAGACUCAGUUCACCAGACUGUUGCAAAAUACGAGGAGGCCAAAAUAAAUUGGCCAGCAGUUUCCUAUGUGAAGAGAUGAGUUUGCUUUACAGGCCAAGCAAAUG